AUGCAGCUCCAGACGGGAGCUUCAACGGUCGUGCGCCACGCAGCAGCAGCUAGACGAGCUCCUCGGCUCAGUUCGUUGUCCAGAUGCUCACCCUCAGAACCCCCCAGAACAACGUAUCUCAUCCCCGGCGUCAGCAUCCCCCACCGAAAAACACUCCACCAUUCGGCGAGGAGGAGAUCGUCGGCCUGGGCUGCCGCUGUCUCUGUAGCGGGAAAUGUAGUGACCAACGCAAUAUCCCGCGCUACCAAGGGCGACUUGCCCUCGGUCGACCCGCUCCGCAUCGUGGCCAAGGAGAUGAAGUUUCUGACGGGCAACAUCAGGAAGCUUCUCGGCUCUGGCCACCCUUCCCUUGAUCGCGCAGCAAAGUAUUACACGCAGGCAGAGGGAAAACACGUCCGACCGUUAAUAGUCCUUCUCAUGUCGCAAGCCACGUCGCUCUGCCCCAAAACGCCUCAACGGCAGCACUCAACAACCCUGCAAGCCACGGCCGCUAUCGACUCGUCGAUUUCUCCCCUUUCAAUACUGUCCGACUUCAACCCAUCUGCGGGCGCCGAUAAUGAGCCCGCCUCGACCGACCGCGAUAUCCUGCCCUCCCAGCGGCGACUUGCUGAGAUCACAGAGCUGAUCCACACGGCCUCUCUGUUGCACGACGAUGUCAUAGAUCACUCCGUGUCACGCCGUGGGUCGCCGUCGGCGAAUCUCGAGUUUGGGAACAAAAUGGCGGUUCUGGCAGGUGAUUUCCUGCUUGGUCGAGCGUCCGUCGCCCUCGCUCGCUUGCGUCAUGCUGAGGUUGUCGAACUCUUGGCUACCGUUAUCGCCAACCUUGUCGAGGGCGAGUUUAUGCAGCUGAAGAACACGGCACGCGACGAGGCAAACCCGCGGUGGUCCGAAGACGCACUCACAUAUUACCUCCAGAAGACGUACCUGAAAACGGCGUCACUCAUUAGCAAGAGUUGCCGUGCCGCGGCGUUACUGGGCGGUUCAGAUGCCCAGACAGUUGAUGCGGCAUACAGUUAUGGUAAGAACCUUGGGCUCGCUUUUCAGCUUGUGGACGACAUGCUCGACUACACUAGGAGCGAGCGGGAGCUAGGCAAGCCUGCCGGGGCUGAUUUGGAGCUCGGGUUGGCAACAGCGCCGCUUCUUUUUGCGUGGAAGACAAUGCCGGAGCUUGGCGCUCUAGUUGGGAGGAAGUUUGCGAAGGAUGGCGACGUCACCAGGGCCCGAGACCUGGUCAUGCAAAGCGACGGCAUUAAGCAGACAAGGGCCCUUGCCGAAGACUAUGCAGAGCAGGCGAUUGCUGCCAUUCGCCCAUUCCCAGACAGCGAGGCCAAGAACGGCUUAAUAGAGAUGGCUGUCAAGACAUUAAAACGGCAAAAAUAA
Messenger RNA from Lasiosphaeria miniovina, 1380 nucleotides. Its product is annotated as isoprenoid synthase domain-containing protein. Gene Ontology annotation, biological process: isoprenoid biosynthetic process; ubiquinone biosynthetic process. The transcript has 2 exons. Gene Ontology annotation, molecular function: prenyltransferase activity. Bases 1 to 1380 code for a protein of 459 amino acids. The record is from RefSeq and is a predicted model, not a curated record. Lineage: Eukaryota; Fungi; Ascomycota; Sordariomycetes; Sordariales; Lasiosphaeriaceae. Gene Ontology annotation, cellular component: transferase complex.